GUUAAAUUUUAAAAUCUAGAACUUUUUCUUUAUUCUCAGCUCUUAUUGUAAUUGUUGCAAUUGUAAUAUUAAAACUUUUUUAAAACGUUCAUUGCAUUAUAAAAUGAGCGGCAAAAAGUUAAGCAGUGAAGAAGUACCACAAAAGUUUAUAGAAUGGGUGCUGGCCAUGGGAUGCCCUGGAGAAAAAAUACCUUCCAUCGAAAAGAUGACAGGGAUGUGUAGAUCUCAAUACUAUAUGUCAUGGCACAGCCUUAUGGAACGUGUUCAGGCAAAGGAUUUGAUUAGUCAGAAGAGACUAACAGUAUUUUAUGAUGAUGUGAAAUUAUGUCAGGAGAAGAAACUAUUAAACGAGGCAACCUCAAAUGAUGUUUUACCAGAACAGCUGUCACUUUGGAAGGAGCAUACAGAGGUUAAAGAAAUGGUUGUGGAAGCUGAGGGUCGUGUGAAUAAGGCAAGGAUUACCCUAAACGAACUUAUGGAUAAAGUAUCUUGUAAAGUAAUACAACGAAAUACGUCUCGGCAACACAUAGAAGACCUCCAGCGUCGGUCUUGGCUCCUCAGCCAGGUGUCGAAUGAGCUCACGUCGAAGCUUGCGAAUCUAGAGGAGACAAGAACAAUUGCUGAUAGUUUAUGCAAUGUUGAAAAGGAACAACAUGAUGUUCAGAUUAAAUUAGACAAAUGCAUAGCACAACUUCAGAGGAAAAGUCAACCAAGAUUACCGCUGUCCACCCCAGUUGCAAGCUCCUCUAUCGUGUCAAACCAUGAAAACGAGACUGCUGGCAGUGAAAAAGACGACCAUGUGUUGUCGCUUGUGAAUUGCCGCGGCGAUGUCCUUUGGCCGCAUUUAUAUGAUAAACUUACAUCGCUGUACUCAAGACUAUCUGAAAAGUACAAAAACCACAUUGAUGUUGGGAAUAACAGAUCUCUUCAUUCAAUGCUGGCGUACACAGCAGCGUUGCAAUCAACAUUGGCACUUGAAGCUAUGAAGAAUAGAGCUCAUUUCCGAAAAACACAUGAACAACUUGCUGCAUCUAUUGAAGACCUCAACACCUACGUUACAGAAGACGCAUUUGAACUGCUAGUGGUACAAGUCCAAAGAGCCUACUGUGAGGCCAGAGUUAAGUCCCUCAAAGCUUCCUUAGAGGACUUAACUGCAAGACAAGGGCCUUUUGAUUGUGGGGGUGAUAGCCACUCUACAGUCGACGCGCAAGCAACGCUGGGAAAGAUCGCUAAUAUCAACAAAUGCAUUGUAAAGUCACGAGAUGAGCUAAAGAGGCUCAUAUCAUCAUCCGCGAGCACUGAAAGGAAGAUAUACAACAUAAGGGAAUGCUUACUGGCUGUGUUUAACGCUUUACAUAACAACACAGAUAUUAGGGACAACGCGUUCUCUAGAGGAGUCCAGUUAGAUUUCCCAACGGAAUCGAUAUCCCUUCUCCGUCAGUUCUACAAGAAGAGGUGCGAAAGAGAUGCUAAUGUCAACAACCUCAGUUUCAACUUGGAGAUGUCUGACCGAUCCUUUGUUGAUGACUCAGAUAAUCCAUCAUUUGUAGACGAGUUAAAUGUUUAUUUGAAGAAAUUCAACUUGGAGAAGAAUCGGAAACUUGUACUGGACAGUGGCGAUAAGGUCUGGAUAUUUGAGACGCUGCAAGCACUCUCGUCGAGGUUACAGACCCGGUGGGUGGCAGAUGACGUCACAGUCCUGCUGUGUCCGUCCGUCCGUCCGUCGCGCGCUCUUCAACGCCUCUGCGACAAUCAGCAGCAACACGCACUUUCUAUGCUCUUGCAACGUACCGUGCACCGUAUCCCGGAUGAUAUCCUCAAAUCAAACAUUGCAGAUAUAACCACCAUAAGAAACCUCGAAGCAGACGCUGUGGACAAACUUAAGAAGCGCAUCACAGAAAACCUGAACCUGUUACAGAAAAUACACAGAAACCUAGAGGUCUGCGAGGAGAACCUCCAGUUUUGGUCCGGACACCAGCUGAAGAAAUUUAUUUCUCCCAACAGGACUGUAGGGGGCCAAACUUACGUAAAAUAUGAGGCGUCCUAUACAGAGAUGUUGAAUUGGUAGGAGAUAAAAAUCCAUGCGAUACAAUACUUUUCUUUUUAUAUGAAUCAUUGACGGAUCAAGUAGUUGGUUAGUUCAAACCAUCGCCUAUAAACAGAGUAAUACUUCGUAGGGCAUGCGAGGAAGACGUACAAAGUGCCACCCUUUGUCAAUCAACCUGAGGACUUAGGUCUUAAACCUCAUCUGCCUGUAAUUACACCGGCAACCCUGCCCAGGCCGGAGAACAUCAUGCUGUUUACUUCUUAGUAGUACUUGGUACUGCGGAUAAAGCUCUAAUCUCUAUAAAGCUCAAUUUACUUAUAAGCCGUGUUUUUUUUCUCUCACUUUAAAAGGCAAAGAUAUGUCACUGUACAGCCAUGUAUUUAGUGUGUAAUAUUCAUAUAUUAUUUUAUUGUAAGGCGUAAAACCCUGUGUUAAUAUUCAGUCAUUGCCACACGCCAUUUCCUUAGUCCUAAAUAUUCAUAUCCAAAUAUCAUAAGUAAAGCCAUGUCUUCAGUGUUAUUAACUUUGUUACUUGUCUGAAAUUCAAAAAGGGAUUUAAAAAAAGAAAAUGUUUAUGUCGUAGCCUAGUGUCCAAAGAGGAUACCAAAACUAUGUUAGACUCUUCUCUCUUAUAUCAGAGUACCCAGAGAUUAUCAACAUACGUUUACUUAUUCGAGUAACAUUUAUAUGGUAUUGGAGGACAACAUUAGGAAACCAUAUUGUCACUAGAUGGCGCUCUUGGAAUAAUGGUAUUUAUAUGGAUAAAUCGUAGCUAACUUGCGCACAAGUUCAAAUCGAAUUCGUAAUCGAGGUGCUAGAGAUCAGUGUCUAGAAACAUUGUAUUCUUGAAUCUUCAGCAUUCUUUAUUGAGAUCGCAAGUUCAUAACUUGCCAGCCAGUGUCAAACUUACCGCGAUCUGAUCAGUGUUCAUUUUAAUUUUAUAAAUUUUUUUAUUCUAAGAACUGAACGGACCGUUAAUACUGCGAUUGUAUUAUAUUCAAUGUAUUUUAUUUGGGGAAACAGCACGGCGUCUUUUACAAUUCAAUUGUCUAAGCUGAAUAAAAUUUAUUUUAAAACA
Molecule: messenger RNA, 3125 nt
Organism: Pararge aegeria (speckled wood butterfly)
Lineage: Eukaryota; Metazoa; Arthropoda; Insecta; Lepidoptera; Nymphalidae
Exons: 13
Coding region: 104-2068 (654 amino acids)
Source: RefSeq, a predicted model, not a curated record